This is a messenger RNA of Nomia melanderi (Alkali bee), 2444 nucleotides long. It is a transcript of the gene muc, whose product is annotated as dihydrolipoamide S-acetyltransferase muc. Lineage: Eukaryota; Metazoa; Arthropoda; Insecta; Hymenoptera; Halictidae. Gene Ontology annotation, molecular function: dihydrolipoyllysine-residue acetyltransferase activity. The record is from RefSeq and is a predicted model, not a curated record. Gene Ontology annotation, biological process: pyruvate decarboxylation to acetyl-CoA. Gene Ontology annotation, cellular component: pyruvate dehydrogenase complex.
GCAGUGUCCGUUCUAUUUUAUCAAUGACACUGUCGGUUAUAAAACAGUCUAACCCCAACAGAUAUUUUCGGCUGAAUUUUUGUUGUAAUAGAAAAACAUUUAUAUAGACUAUUGAUCGUCGAUGUUUUACAUGUACAAUUUAAUCCCCGCCAAAGAUGAAUCCCCCUCUUUUGAAAAAUCACCUUUAAACCCGAAGCCACGUGACCUUGCAGACGACCUCUAAUUCGGUGUUCGUAUCGUCCGUUCCUAGUCGUGUUUCGUGAUAACCCUUAAUAUAUCUUUGACACACUCGUACGUCGUCGCACGAGUUGUUAAACUAAAUCAUCUUUAUUCUCUCGUCGAAUUUCCGUCGACUUGCUACUAAAAGUAGUCAAGACUCUUCAAAGUAUCCGAGAUUAUGAUACGAACCACAAGCGGUCUACGUAAUGAAUUGGCACGCGCUAUACUUCGAAGUACCAUACGAACGAACAUCGUAAGAUCUGUGGUCAUACGAUGUCUUCACAGAAAACAUCUACAAAGGAUUCAGGUUCACAAUACUUUGCGCCUUACGGUGGCACCAUGGAAGCAACAAUAUAGGUUUUACGCAGAUUACCCUGAUCAUGUCAAAGUACAAUUGCCUGCACUGUCUCCUACUAUGGAAACAGGCACUAUUGUUAGUUGGCAAAAAAAGGAAGGUGAUAAGUUAAAUGAAGGUGACUUAUUAGCAGAAAUUGAAACUGAUAAAGCAACAAUGGGUUUUGAGACUCCUGAAGAGGGGUACCUGGCAAAAAUUCUUGUACCAGCAGGAUCAAAAAAUGUACCAAUUGGCAAACUUGUUUGUAUAAUUGUUUCGGAUGAAGGUAGUGUAGCUGCCUUCAAAGAUUUCAAAGAUGACUCUGCAGCUGCUCCACCUCCACCUGCUGCUGCACCAGCAGCACCGACUCCUGCACCAUCCACUCCUCCUCCAAGUCCUGUAACACCACCAACACCAGCAGCUGCCAAAUUACCUACAUCUUCUGGUGAUAGAAUAUAUGCUAGUCCUUUAGCCAAACGUCUUGCUCUUGAAAAAGGCCUUAGUUUGCAAGGUCUAAAGGGUUCUGGAUUAUAUGGUUCCAUAACAUCUAAGGACUUAGGAGCUGCUGCCCCAGCUGCUGCUGUCCAGCCUGGAGUGGCAAUGGGUGUUCCCGGAGGAUUCGAUGUUCCUGUAUCCAAUAUACGAGCAGUAAUUGCCAAACGUCUCCUGGAAAGUAAACAGACUAUCCCACAUUAUUAUUUAUCAAUAGAUAUAAAAAUGGAUGCAGCUCUAGAAAUGCGAAACCAAUUUAACAAAAUGUUAGAAAAGGACAAGGUAAAGAUCAGUGUAAAUGAUAUCAUUAUCAAAGGCAUGGCAAUGGCUUGCAAAAAAGUACCUGAAGGCAACAGUGCUUGGAUGGGUGAUGUUAUUAGGCAGUACAAUAAUGUUGAUGUAAGCGUAGCAGUUAGUACUGAGAAUGGUCUCAUUACACCAAUAGUCUUCACUGCUGAUGCAAAGGGUAUAGUUCAGAUUAGUAAAGAUGUAAAAGCAUUAGCUACAAAGGCAAGGGAAGGAAAAUUACAGCCACAGGAAUUCCAAGGUGGAACUAUAACUGUAUCUAAUCUGGGAAUGUUUGGUAUUAAAAACUUCUCUGCCAUUAUAAAUCCUCCCCAAUCUAUCAUCCUUGCUGUUGGUACUACUGAAGCUAGACUAAUACCUGCCAAGAACGAGAACGGAUUUACAACUGCCCAAUAUAUGUCCGUCACUGCCAGUUGCGACCACCGUACCGUGGAUGGUGCGGUAGGUGCUCAGUGGUUAGCUGCAUUCAAGAGUUUCAUGGAGAAUCCUACAAACAUGCUAUUGUAGUAAGUUCCACCAUAAUGUGUUCAAUGGUGUAGUUUGAGUAAGCACAAAUUACACGAAAGAAAAAACGAAAAUGUUCUUCUGUUCAGGUACGAAAGGUGACGAUGAAUGUCCUGUAUAUUUGUGUAUAGUACGAUUCUGAAUCAUGUUACUUUACGCAUUUGCAAAUUAUCGACUUUUAAUAGGACCUGAGCUUUGUACGGUACAUUUUUUUUCCUUUCCGGUCGACGUACUGACACGAAUUCAGGACUAACGUGUCACGAACGUCACUACGAAUUCAGAUUAUUCAUGAUGUAGAAAUUUUUAUUUGUGGUUUUUCAGUAAGUAAAAAACUGACAAGCGAAGUCAGUAUAGAUGAAGAAAAUGUUUAUCAUUUUGAAAGAUUUUAUUUUAAAUUAAUUUGAAAAACCACAGAACUCUCCUUCCCCUGCGAUAUUAGUGGCCACCUGUAAAUAUGUGUAUUUAUGAAAUAUAAUUAUGGCCCUCCUAUGUUAACGCAGAAUUUAUUUGUUAAUUAGGGAUAAAUAAAAACAAAUCUAAUGAACUGUGUCAAACUGUUUAUAGUAAAUAAUAUACAUACAUACAUGGA